UUGUGUUUCAGUUUUGAGUGUCCCGCGUCUCUCUCCGUGCCUUCCAUCUGUGAUCAGUGAUCUAGCCCCUCCAGCAAAUCAUGCAGCUCCUUCUAGUGGUGGCCACCGCGGUGGUGGCGUUGAGCGGCCUGGCUGCCGGCCAGCAGGGUGUGGAUCCGGCCUAUCUGCGUCAGUACUACCAGCAGCUCCAGCAGCAACAGCAACAGGGCCAAUCCGGCGACAGUACGCCCAUCUUUGAGCAAAACUCGGAGCAGACGCAGCAGUAUGUGAGCUCUGGCCAGCAGAUUCGCAUCAAGGAUACGGUGGCCGAGCAGAUCCGUGCCCAGCAGCAGCAGGGAUAUGUGGCACCGGCCCUUAGGGAUUAUCAGCCUCAGUACCAGUCACAGCCACAGCAAUCCGCCUACCGGCCACAGCCUCAGCCCGCUGCUCAGCCUCCCCGCAGGAUUCAGCCCGCCUACCAAGCCCAGUCCAGCUCGAUCCUUGGCAAGGGACAGCACAAGCUGACAGCGUUGCAGCAGCAGCAGCAACAAGAGGAGGAGGAGCAAUACGAUGAUCAAAACUCCUCCUAUCAAUUUGGAUUCGAUGUAAAGGACGAUGAGUUCACCAACUAUCAGAACCGUAAGGAGAUCCGUGACGGUGCCGUGAUCAAGGGCAGCUACUCGGUGGUGGACUCAGAUGGCUUCAUCCGCACUGUCAAAUACACGGCUGACCCAAAGGAGGGCUUCAAGGCUGAGGUUAUUCGUGAGCCCACCGAUAUUGUGGUCAAGAUUCCCACUCCGCCGCCACCCACGCAGCUGCUCCGCGCCGGCGGCCACAAGUCGCAGCAGGAGUAUAGUUCCGGUUCCAGCAAGCAGCAGUACCAGCAUCAGCAGCACCAGCAGCAGCCCCAGUACCACCAGUACCAGUAG
Molecule: messenger RNA, 908 nt
Organism: Drosophila serrata
Lineage: Eukaryota; Metazoa; Arthropoda; Insecta; Diptera; Drosophilidae
Gene: Cpr66D
Product: Cuticular protein 66D
Cellular component (GO): extracellular matrix
Source: RefSeq, a predicted model, not a curated record